AUGGCAGAGCUGGUGGAGGUACGUGACGACAAAGGACAUUUUAUGAAAAUGAAGAAGUAUGAUGGCAGGUACUAUGUUAAUCAUUUCAUCGGAAAUGUCAAGGAUCACCUUGCUGCAAUAGAAGCUAUGAAUGUAAGAGACGAUGAUACGUUCGUCGUAUCAUACCCAAAGUCAGGAACCCACUGGACCUACACAAUAGUCAACAUGCUUCGUAAAGAGGAGACAACUUACCCUGGAUCACUAACGUUUUUAGAUUAUACUGACAUGGAGACACUCGAUAAUCUUCCGUCCCCUAGAGUAUUCGCGACUCAUAUGACCUUUGACCUUUUACCGAAACAAGUCAAAGAGGGAAAAGGCAAGAUUGUGACAGUAUUUCGGAACCCGAAGGACGUCUUCACAUCAUUAGAACUAUUCGCAAGGAAAAUGGAUCACGAAGAAAUGAAAAAAAAUUACAACACGACAUGGGAGAGUUUUUUUGAAUUUUUCAUGGACGGUAGAAUUUUCUACGGUUCCUGGUUUGAUCACAUACAGAGUUGGGAUAAAGUGAGACGAGAACACAAGGGAAACAACAUACAGUAUCUCAUCUACGAGGACAUGAAACAGGACCUGAGAUCGUAUGUACAAAAGCUUGCAUUAUUUCUUGGGGUUUCUUCCGAAACGGAGUUCCUGGAGGCGGUGACUGAUAAAUGUACAUUCCGAAAUAUGGCAGAUGAGGCUACAAAAGAAUUUACACCAUCCGAACAAUGGAAAGCUGUCAUGAAAGACAAAAGGCUUCCAAUCUAUAGGAAAGGUGAAAUCGGAGAUUGGAAAAACCAUUUUACAGUUGCCCAAAGUGAUUACUUUGAUGAAGUUUACACGGAGAAAAUGAAAAAUUCAAGUUUUACUUUUCGAUUUGUAUAA
Molecule: messenger RNA, 900 nt
Organism: Ylistrum balloti
Lineage: Eukaryota; Metazoa; Mollusca; Bivalvia; Pectinida; Pectinidae
Product: amine sulfotransferase-like
Exons: 5
Coding region: 1-900 (299 amino acids)
Biological process (GO): sulfation
Cellular component (GO): cytoplasm
Molecular function (GO): sulfotransferase activity
Source: RefSeq, a predicted model, not a curated record